Engraulis encrasicolus (European anchovy) is the source of this 435-nucleotide messenger RNA. RefSeq names its product G2/M phase-specific E3 ubiquitin-protein ligase. The record is from RefSeq and is a predicted model, not a curated record. Gene Ontology annotation, molecular function: ubiquitin-protein transferase activity. NCBI's taxonomy places the organism in Eukaryota, Metazoa, Chordata, Actinopteri, Clupeiformes, Engraulidae. The coding region runs from base 16 to 435 and encodes 139 amino acids. The transcript is spliced from 2 exons.
UCGACCCUCAACCUGAUGCAGGCUCUGGAGCAACAUGCUUCUCUUUUCAAAGACUUCAUGUGUAGCAGUGAGAUAACGCUGACCUCCCAAACAGUUGAAAAUCUGUUCGAGUUUCACCUAAGUGCACCAGGGAGCACCCGACGCCAAGACGAAACCCGAGUCUUGGGAUUCUGGAUAGACUAUCUCAUUGAGAUACAAGGCAGCGAAAUCGGUCCUUCCUUGGCGGACCUCCUAAUGUUCGCCACAGGGCUCAAGUCCCUCCCCCCAGCUGGACUGAAUCCCAAACCUCAGCUGGUCUUCAAUUGGACGUCCCGGUUCCCCCAAGGCCGCACCUGUGCCAACACCAUUGAGAUUCCUAUUUUGCAGACUUAUGAGAUGUUUCAGGACAGCAUGAGCUUUGGAAUCCAAAACUGCCCUGGCUUUGGCAUGUACUAG